Messenger RNA from Odontomachus brunneus, 1272 nucleotides. RefSeq names its product odorant receptor 49a-like. Gene Ontology annotation, biological process: detection of chemical stimulus involved in sensory perception of smell; sensory perception of smell. The transcript has 5 exons. Lineage: Eukaryota; Metazoa; Arthropoda; Insecta; Hymenoptera; Formicidae. Gene Ontology annotation, molecular function: odorant binding; olfactory receptor activity. The record is from RefSeq and is a predicted model, not a curated record. Bases 97 to 1272 code for a protein of 391 amino acids. Gene Ontology annotation, cellular component: plasma membrane.
AUGAAAUCUAUCCAGGGAAUACGAGUAUCGGAUAGGAAUUAUAAUCGCUUGAUUAAUCGUAAAUAAUCUUCUUCACGAAGAAGCGUUGUUACGGACAUGGAUUUUCGAAACGUCAAUCCCCUGAACGUUCGCACCAACUUGCUCUCGGGCAAUUUGCUUCCUUUAGCACCGGGCGACUCACGAUUUCCGAUCGCGUGGAAGUUAUUCGCCACCUUAAUGUGGCUGGUUCAAGUAAUACAGGUGACCGUGCUGAUCCCCGGUCUCAUCAUGGUGCCGCGAGAGAAGGCUCUGAUAGACGGCACGGUCACCGCUGUGCUCAGCAUCGAGGUGUUCUUCAAUAUCGGGCGGAUUUACGCGCGCAGAAAACUAGUGAGCCGACUGAUCCAGCAACUGAACGACAUCCUGCGCGAUGCGGACGAGACUAUGAAGAGCAUCGUGACGACGACGUUGCAGCCUAUGAAGACACCACUCAGGUUUUAUUGGGUGGCGGGUGGAUUGUCCGUUAUCCUGUGGUGCUGCAUACCAUUUCCGUUGAUUUUCAAGAAGGUCUCCUUCCGCUACGAGGAUUACAGGAUGCCGGCGGUAUUCUCCAAGCAGCCGUUCUCAAUCGAGAUCUUCCUGAUGGGCAGCAUCCUCGUGCUGAUCGGUAACACUUAUAUCUUUUUGAAAAAAGGCGGUAUGGAUAUUUAUAUGAUACACCUCUUGCUAUUGAUAACGGCGCAAUAUCGUUAUACCGCCUCGAUCCUCACUACGAUAUUUCGAAAUGCAAAUUUACGAGGUGAACUGGAACAAUCUCGCCCCGAAAUAGAUCAGCGGGUGGAUAAAGAGAUAAGAGCUUUGUGCCGACAUCAUACUGCUGUUCUACGCUUAUCGUCUUUAUUGAAGCAAUUGCUGUCUCUGAGCUUCAGUAUGAUUUAUGUGAACAGCGUCUUACGGUUUUGUUUUAUCGGUGUUAUGUUGAGCACACUGCCGUCAACGACCUUCCUGGAAGGUUUCCCGAUCUUCAUGUAUAUGUGCGGCUCGAUAGUCCAAUUCUACAUAUUGUGCUCUUGCGUGCAACAAUUGCAGGACGCGAGUAAAGAUAUGACAGACAAAGCGUUCCAUGAAAACUGGUACCGUUUUGGAACGUCCGUAAAACGUACAUUUAUGUUGAUGAUGUUGGGUACUAAUUUAGGAUGCAGAAUUUCGACGAACGAUAAGUUCAAUCUGUCAUUGACUUCAUUCAUGUCGAUUUUAAAUCAGUCCUACUCGAUUGCCCUUGUGCUCUUAUGA